Messenger RNA from Mesitornis unicolor (brown roatelo), 882 nucleotides. It is a transcript of the gene DNAJB13, whose product is annotated as DnaJ (Hsp40) homolog, subfamily B, member 13. The annotation marks the transcript as partial. Lineage: Eukaryota; Metazoa; Chordata; Aves; Mesitornithiformes; Mesitornithidae. The record is from RefSeq and is a predicted model, not a curated record. The transcript has 7 exons. Gene Ontology annotation, cellular component: cytosol. Gene Ontology annotation, molecular function: protein-folding chaperone binding.
UAUCGGAAGCUGGCCUUGAAGAUCCAUCCCUUAAAAUGCAAGGAGCCCUGGGCACCAGAGAGGUUCAGGCAGCUGGCGGAGGCCUACGAUGUGCUCAGCGACCCCAUGAAGAAAGGCAUCUACGACAAAUUUGGAGAAGAAGGUCUCAAAGGUGGCAUACCCUCUGAGUUCAGUGAUGGCAACCCCUGGACUGAAGGCUACGUGUUUCACAACAACCCUGACAAAGUCUUCAAGGAGUUCUUUGGUGGAGACAACCCAUUUGCAGAGUUCUUUGCCGAGGAUGGCUCAGAGUUAACCCUGCCCUUUGGAGGGCUGCAAGGACGAGGAGCAAUGAAGCAAGACCCCCCGAUAGUGCGAGAUCUCUACCUCUCCCUUGAAGACCUCUUCUAUGGCUGCACCAAGAAGAUUAAGAUCUCCCGUAGGGUGAUGAAUGAAGAUGGUCGAACGAGCACCAUCAAAGAUAAGAUCCUAACGAUCGACGUGCAGCCAGGGUGGAAGCAGGGCACCAGAAUCACCUUUGAGAAGGAAGGAGACCAGGGUCCCAAUGUUAUUCCAGCUGACAUCACCUUUGUUGUCCAAGAGAAACUCCACCCUAGGUUUAAAAGAGUCAAUGAUGACCUGACUUAUGUCACCACCAUCCCCCUGGGAAAGGCGCUGAUCGGCUGCUCGGUGAACGUGAAAAUGCUGGACGGGAGGCUGCUGAACAUCCCCAUCAACGACAUCGUGGACCCCAGUUACCGUAAAGUGGUGCCAGGGGAGGGGAUGCCGCUGCUCCAGGACCCCCGGCGCAAGGGUGACCUCCUCAUCUACUUCAACAUCUGCUUUCCCAAGAAGCUCGUGCCUGAGCAGAAAGCACUUUUAAGAAGCGCUCUCCUGUCCUAG